CAAUGCCCGAGGCGUCAGUCGAAAAAGUAACAGUUCACACGGAAGGUUUGUCAAGAGGCUCUAGUGCGGUCAUCACUGAUGAUGUAGCGGACCCGCUCUCUGUUGCCGAGCUCAUUGGUGAUGUUCCUGAGGAGGAGAGUAGCCCGAAGUGGUCCGAUGUGAAGAAAGAGAAAAUGCUCCCUAGUAGAGGCAGCAGUGGGAAAAUAACGCCGGCGUACAGUUCGCCGAGCUUACCCCAGGCUGAGGAUCAGCGCGAUGGAGAGGCACCAUCACUGAGUGCAUCUGUGUCGUCAGUGAGCUCUGCUACUGUCGAUGUUGGUGUGGGGAAUGUGAGCGUUUAUGCUCCUUCAUCUGAUGCGAGUAUCUGCACAUUAGGAGGAGGAAAGCCGUUGAAGACUCACGGCUCGUGGAGUGAAGCCAUGUGGGCGUCUACGAUUGGUCCCAGAGCUGCUGGGACAAUGUUGAAGGUGCCGUUGCGUCGCUUGAUGGGCCAUUCCAAGAGGAAGUCGUGGAACUCCAAUAUGGAAUCGUACAUCAGCGCCUUGCGCUCAGUGGGAAAGCACCUGUCUGGUAUGAGCGUGGAUCGCGUGAGGAAGCUGGCAGAAAAACCACUACCGAACAAUAUGCUUCCGAAAGGAGUCUUUCGCUUCGCUCAAACCCUCCGAAUCGACGGGAAUCAGGAACCGCUGAAACUGACGUGGAUGUGGCCGAACGAGAUCACACCGUUGAGGCCGCCAGAGCUUGCAGUUCAGGAAAUCGGCCCUAGUGUGAGCGUGUUGAAGGAAAACCCUGUCAUAUUGUAUGUGCCUGGUACCCCUUUCUGCGUUUGGGGUAAGGGCGUUCACCGCUAUCAGUCCUACCUUCUCGCGAAGAGAGCUGAAGCUAUAGUGUGUUGUAUAUGUAGCGAUUCGUUGCCACCAGCUGCUUCCUUCCAGGAGGGUGUGACUGAUAUCAAGGCUGUGUACAAGCAUUUGAUCAAGAGCAUUGGAGUCGAUCCUGGCUCCAUCGCGAUCGCAGGAGACUCCUUAGGAGCUGGCAUGGCUAUGUUGGCAGUUCCGUUGCCGAGUAGUGUUUGCCUGAUGUCACCUAUAACUGAUCUCGCCGACCAAGUUGAUGACCUUUCGGACGACUUGAGCUCCUCUACAGAGGAGGCGUCUGUGGUGUUGGACGAAGCUGAUGGCAGCACAGCAAAAGCGGCGGUGGAAGAGGAGGAGGAGGAGACCGGAGGCCUCGGUGAUGAUGUUGGGACUAGCGAGCCGAGCGGUGAUGCUGUGGAGAAGCCGGUGGACGGCAGCAGUAGUGAACCGAAGGAAUCCAAGUCGGAAAGCUCUAAAGAAGCGGAUAACAGCACUGAGAAACCCGCGGAGACCGAGAGUGCAACAGCGGCUACUGAAACGCCACGUAAACCAGUAGCUGCGGUGGAGAGGAAGGAGAAUGUUGACUACGUCCAGCGUGAUCUGGUGUCUAGUGUGGCACAGUAUGCUAUUGGAAACUGCUGCCCGAAUUCCCAGGAGGUCUCUCCUUACUACGCCGAUCUGAGUGGUCUUCCUAACAUGCUUAUCCAGGCCGGUCAAGACGAGUUGUUCCUUCCUCAAAUUGAACGUUUCGCUGCUAAAGUGUCGGCCAUGAAAAGACCGGAGACUCACUUUCAGUUCCAGGAGUACGAGGAGAUGGUUCACUGCUUCGAGCUGUUCGGUUUCUGUACUUCCGAGAAUGAAGCCCCUCGUAGAGCUCUGGGGACUAUGGCAGCUUUCGUUCGUGAGCACAUCACAUUGAGCGGAGCGAGCGAGUCGAAUCCCCUGGCGUAG
Messenger RNA from Perkinsus marinus ATCC 50983, 1808 nucleotides. RefSeq lists its product as hypothetical. The record is from RefSeq and is a predicted model, not a curated record. Gene Ontology annotation, molecular function: hydrolase activity. The transcript is spliced from 14 exons. NCBI's taxonomy places the organism in Eukaryota, Perkinsozoa, Perkinsida, Perkinsidae. Bases 3 to 1808 code for a protein of 601 amino acids.